AAUUAGCUUCGUUGAGCAUGCGCACAUCGCGCAUGUUCCAUACGGGCGUUUCAAUUCAACAUGGCGGGCGGGAAGGACAAGAAGAAAGGCAAGGGGAAAAAAGGGGGCGGCAUGAGCCACAUUGCCUCCUCCCUGAUUCCCGUCACCGCCUUCGCCGCCGUCCCACGAUCCCCUCCUCCGCCAAAAGAGCCGCCCAAGCCCCCGUCCGCCCUUGCCACCGCCCUCCUCAACGCCAGCUUCACCAGCUCGAAGGUGGGGCUCCCGUACGCGGACGCCAGCCCCGACGGGACGCUGAGGAGCACGUUCCGACUGGACCAGAGCGGGCACAGUUUCCGCAGUAUGGACCGCAGGAGUCUGGAGGAGGAGGAGAUGAGUGAUGUGGACAGUGAGAUGUACUCUGAUGACCUGGACAUGGACGAUGGGUAUGCCACAGUACCACCAGACAGGGACAACAGGCUAGGGACGCUGUCCGACCGCGACAGGAUGCCGACGCCCCCUAGCACCCCGCCGGAGAGAGACACGGGUCCGUCCGCCGUGGCGCCAGCACCGCUGUACCACCAACUGGACAGGGAAGCCGAACUCAGGGAACAGGGAGAUCCAUUAUACAGCAAACCCAGAAAGAGUGGAAAGGACAGAACAGACGUCCCAGCUCAACUUCAGGCCGGUCUGGACGAGUUCCUGAGUGAUGACAGUGAGCUGACAGCUGUGAGCAGCACACCCAGUAGUAUGGCAUCCAGGACAAAGAAGGGCAGAGGGAAGGGCAGUAAGAAAGGCAGUAAGGGAAGCAAGAAGGUGGAUCCAGAGAUGGCGCAGAUGGUGGUUGCGGACUUGCACACGUCCCCGCAACAGGGUCGCCAGCGCUCCAGGAAAGUGUCUUCUCCGGAACUGCCUGCCAAGGACAUGGGCAGGGGCACCUUCUUCACACAACCUGAUGAGGAAGUGUCAGGAGGCUCUCUUCAGAAACGCACUCCCUCUGAGGAAUUACUGAGCAACUAUACAGAAAAGUUGGAACAAAAGUUAGCGAACAGUGAUGAGCUGCAGCAGGCCCCGCCCCCAGGUCGUAGGUCAGCCCAGUCCCAGCGCCCCAGCAGCAGCACCCAGGAGCUGCGGAAACAGAACGAGCAGUUGCUACGGCAACAGCAGGAGAUCCAAGACCGGCUGGAGAACCAGCAGCAAGAGCAGAGGAGGUUUUUCGACCGACUUCAGACGAACGGAUCACAGAGACAGGACAUUUCACAGAUGGAAAAUGCUGAACUGAGGGAAACUGUGACCCGGCUGGAGGACCAGCUCCAGGCAGCCGAGCAGCACAACCAGCAGCUCCUGGUGGAGAAACAGGCCGUGAUGGAGGUCAACGAUAAACUGCACGCAGAGAACCACUCCCUCAGGAACCUGUCUAAAUCAUUACAGGAACAAGCCCCAGAGGCAGGACAGCUGGCCCUGAUCAAACAGCAGGCAGAGGAGGUCGUCCAUGAGAACGAUGCGCUGAAGAGAACCGUUCACAGACUCAACGUGGAGCUGAGCAGAUACCAGGCCAAAUACAGACCCCCCUCCCCACAACGGGAAGAAGGGAAGGAUGCCAGAGGCUUGCCAACAAGAGGACCCAUCCCACCCUGGCUGGUUGAUACUAAGUACCUGUCUCCCCUGAUGCUGGCUUACGAUGACAGACUACAGGAGAGGGAUGCAGCCAUACACAGAUAUGAGGAGGAACUGAAUGACUUUAAGACUCGAGUGGAGGAGAUCUUAGCUGAGAAUCAGGCCUUACACAAACAACUACACGACUCGGACACCUCUGUACCUGUUAACAUGGACGAAUGCCAGACCUACAGAAUUGGAGAUGGCUGCUGCCUAGGGCUGGGUACAGUACAACAGGAGAAGGGAGCAGACACACACAGGGGACAUAUACAGGAGGUGUCCAAGCUGUCCAAGAGGCUGAUGCAGGUGGAGUCAGAGAAGGGUGAGGCAGAAUCCCAGCUGUCACAGCUGAAGGGCAAGUUCAACCAGCUGCGGCGCAGGUACGAGCACCUGGAGGAAGAGAGUCAGCAGCAGAUGCCCAUCCAGAGACACGCUGAGGAGGUGGCCGAGUUCAAGAACACGCUUCAAGACAUGAGACACAAACAGGAAGAAGAUAUGGAAAAUGUCCUAUCAAGGCUCCAGUCUGUCCAGACAGAAAAGAAGAGUCUUGCCAUCCAGAACACCGACCUGCAGGCCCACACCAAACAGCUAGAGGGCGAGAUUCAGGCCUUAGGGAAAGCUCUCAGGAAAUCCCAACAGAAACUGGUUCUGAUGCAGCGUCAGGUGGAGUAUGCGGUAUCCAAGGAGGCCGACGCCCAACACUACCUCUCCAGUGUGCUGAAAGUGGCCGAACAGACGGUGCAAGAAAGGGACUCCUUAGCAAAAAUUGCCCAAGCCCAACAGCAGCAGGCCCAGAGAGCAGUGGACCAGGUGCUGCAGGAAAAAUUCACCAUGGGGAAACUAGAGGAGAGAAUGAAGCAAUACAAGUCCAAAACAACAGACAAACUUGGUUCUGUGCUAGACAGGUUGCGUGAACAGACAGAUGACUUUAACAGCCAGCGCCAAGAGUACCAGCGGGAGAUCCGACACCUCCAGCAGCUGCUACAGAAUAAGCAGGACCAGGUGGACUCUGUUAUAGCUGACAAGAAGUAA
Branchiostoma floridae (Florida lancelet) is the source of this 2664-nucleotide messenger RNA. Its product is annotated as centrosomal protein of 89 kDa-like. Gene Ontology annotation, cellular component: centriole; ciliary transition fiber. Gene Ontology annotation, biological process: cilium assembly; chemical synaptic transmission; mitochondrion organization. The transcript has 23 exons. Bases 61 to 2664 code for a protein of 867 amino acids. NCBI's taxonomy places the organism in Eukaryota, Metazoa, Chordata, Leptocardii, Amphioxiformes, Branchiostomatidae. The record is from RefSeq and is a predicted model, not a curated record.